Penicillium oxalicum is the source of this 606-nucleotide messenger RNA. RefSeq lists its product as uncharacterized. Gene Ontology annotation, biological process: protein phosphorylation. NCBI's taxonomy places the organism in Eukaryota, Fungi, Ascomycota, Eurotiomycetes, Eurotiales, Aspergillaceae. Gene Ontology annotation, molecular function: protein kinase activity; ATP binding. The record is from RefSeq and is a predicted model, not a curated record. The transcript has a single exon. Bases 1 to 606 code for a protein of 201 amino acids.
AUGCUCGGCCAUUCCAGAGAAGGUCUCGUGCUUGAAUGCAUGAAAAAUUGUGAUCUCAAGUCAUAUAUUCGGGCUCACGAGUCAGUGCCGAUGGGCCUCAAUUUGAAAUGGGCAUAUCAAGUCGCAGAAGCUGUCGAGCUCUUGCAUCGCAACGGGAUCAUCCACUGUGACAUCAAGCCACGAAAUCUUUUGUCAGAUUCGACACUCGACAUCAGAAUUUUAGACUUCUCUGGCUCUUCAAUAGAUCGCUCAAAGCCAUCGUCUGGUGAAAGGACCCGGUUUUACCUUCCUCGGGAUUGGAGAGAGCAGCCGACAGUGAGCACGGAUCUUUUUGCGCUUGGAUCCACUCUCUAUGAGAUUUUCAAAGGCACCAGCCCGUAUGAGGAGAUUCCGAGUGAUCAAGUUGAGAAACCUUUUGCGCGGAAAGAAUUCCCUGACACUUCUGGUACACUUUGUGGACAAAUUAUCACACAAUGCUGGCUAUCUCAAGUUGAUACAGCGGCCGAAGUGCAAAAUGCCAUCUGGGAUAUUAUAUCUCAUACGGUCGACGCCGAAUAUAUUUUCUCAUGUCGAUGGCUCGGGCACUGCUCAGAAUAUGUUGAUUGA